Molecule: messenger RNA, 1181 nt
Organism: Pteropus alecto (black flying fox)
Lineage: Eukaryota; Metazoa; Chordata; Mammalia; Chiroptera; Pteropodidae
Product: putative P2Y purinoceptor 10
Exons: 2
Coding region: 157-1137 (326 amino acids)
Biological process (GO): phospholipase C-activating G protein-coupled receptor signaling pathway; positive regulation of Rho protein signal transduction
Cellular component (GO): membrane
Molecular function (GO): G protein-coupled receptor activity
Source: RefSeq, a predicted model, not a curated record
ACAACAAAUUUGUCAGUUAUCAGCAGGAUCCAUACCACUCAGAUUAAGCUUUUUCACCCCCAGGUCCCUGAAAAGAAACAAGAGUGCUAAUCCAUCAAGGCUCCAGGAGAUCAUAACUCCACGACUUACUUUGAUGAAUAUACUGAAAUACUCAAGAUGGGUAGCAACAAUACUAGCAAUGCUGAGACUUUCUGCGGUACUAAUGUGACAUUUCAGUACUCCCUCUAUGCAACCACCUACAUCCUCAUAUUCAUUCCUGGUCUUCUGGCUAAUAGUGUAGCCUUGUGGGUUCUAUGCCGUUUUAUCAGCAAGAAAAAUAAAGCCAUUAUUUUCAUGAUCAACCUCUCUGUGGCUGACCUUGCCCACGUGCUGUCCUUGCCCCUCCGGAUUUACUAUUAUAUCAACCAUGACUGGCCUUUCCAGAGGGCCCUUUGUCUGCUGUGCUUCUACCUGAAAUAUCUCAACAUGUAUGCCAGCAUUUGCUUCCUGACGUGCAUCAGCCUUCAGAGGUGCUUCUUUCUCAUCAAGCCCUUCAGGGCCAGAAACUGGAAGCGUAGGUAUGAUGUGAGCAUCAGUGCUGCCAUCUGGGUCAUCGUGGGAGCUGCCUGUUUGCCGUUUCCCAUCCUGAGAAGCACGGGCUUAGCCAACACUAAGUUAUGCUUUGCUGAUCUUGGUUACAAGGAAAUGAAUGCAGUGGCUUUAGUUGGGACGAUUACAGUUGCUGAGCUGGCAGGUUUUGUGGUUCCAGUAGUCAUUAUUGCAUGGUGUACCUGGAAAACUACCAUAUCUUUGAGACAGCCAUCAAUGGCUUUCCAAGGAAUCAGUGAGAGACAGAAAGCACUUCGAAUGGUUUUCAUGUGUGCUGCAGUCUUCUUCAUAUGCUUUACUCCCUAUCAUAUUAACUUUAUUUUUUACACCAUGGUAAAGGAAACCAUCAUUAGCAGUUGUUCCAUUGUCAAAAGCACACUGUAUUUUCAUCCUUUUAGUCUAUGCCUUGCAAGUCUCUGCUGCCUUUUGGAUCCAAUUCUCUAUUACUUCAUGGCCUCAGAGUUUCGUGACCAACUAUCACGCCAUGACAGCUCUGUGACCCGUUCCCGCCUCAUGAGCAGGGAGAGUGGUUCAUCAAUGAUUGGCUAAAAAUAAAAUAACUUUUCAAUUACAACUUUGUUUAACUGUUUCCU